CUUUAAAAUACCAUCAUGGGUGCUGAACAAUCAAUUCCUCGUCAACAAUCUGUUAUGAAUGAAAAAAACAACAAUGACUAUACUCAACGACAACAAGAUCAACAAUUAUUGGCAUCUUUGAAGAAACUGAAUCUCAAUGACAGCGGUAGUGCUGACUUGACCAGUGGUACGUUGGACAAGUAUACCAAUUCAUUUUGGAAAGACCAUAAGAACGCGUUGGCAAUGAAUGCUCUUGUUUCAAAUGAUCCUAGUGAUGUCUUCGUCGAUCCUGCUGUAUCAAAGAAAGAUACUCAUGUCUUUAACGUCAAAUUAGACUUGGAAGGUGCUAUUACCAAUCAAAAACAAUCUGGUCGUUGUUGGUUAUUCGCUGGUACCAAUGUACUCAGAUUAGCUGUGAUCAACAAAUACAAGCUCAAGGAUGAUUUUGAACUGAGUCAAAGUUACCUCUUCUUUUAUGACAAACUAGAAAAGGCCAAUUGGUUCCUUGAAAAUAUGAUUGAUUUGGCUCACAAGGAUAUCUCGGAUCGUGUUGUACAAUAUUUACUUUCUUCUCCUGUAGGUGAUGGAGGACAAUGGGAUAUGUUUGUCAAUGUUGUGUCCAAAUAUGGUGUGGUACCUAAAAGUGAAUAUCCUGAAACAUUUGCUUCCUCUUCCUCUUCAAGACUUAACUGGUUAGUUACUGUGAAACUUCGGGAAUUCGCCACUCAAAUUCGAAAAGCUGUAGUCGAAGGUGUCUCUAUCAAUUCUGUUCGUCUUUUGAAAAAAGAUAUGUUGGAAGAUAUUCAUCGUAUCAUGGUCAUUUUCUUGGGUGAACCCCCAAAGUCAUUUGAUUGGGAAGCUACUGAUAAGGAUGGCAAGUUUGUCUCUGUACGAAAUCUUACUCCUCAAAAGUUCUUCAAGGAUAUCGUUGGGUACAAGUUGGAGGAUACAUUAUCUUUGAUUAACGAUCCCCGUAAUCAUUAUUCCAGGUUAUACACUGUAGACCGUUUAGGCAAUGUGGUUGGAGGAAAUCCUAUUCGAUAUAUCAACACGGACAUCGAACUGAUCAAACAAUUAGCUAUCAAGGUACUCAAGUCUGGCAAGCCUGUUUGGUUUGGAUGUGAUGUGGGACAAUUCAACAGUCGCAAGCAUGCCGCCAUGGAUCUUGACAUUCACAGUUAUGAACUGGCCUUCAAUGUGGAUUUCAAAUUGUCCAAGAAGGAUCGUAUUCUCUAUGGUGAAUCGGCCAUGACGCACGCUAUGGUCUUUACCGGUGUUCAUCUGGAUGAAGAUGGCAAGUCUGUUCGCUGGCGGGUAGAAAAUUCAUGGGGUGACAGCUCAGGUGACAAGGGUUAUUGGAUCAUGCAAGAUAGUUGGUUCUCUGAAUUUGUCUAUCAAGUUGUAUUGGAAAAGAAUGUUAUACCUUCUUCUUUAGUAGAUUUGCUGAAAACAGAAGCUAUUAUUCUUCCUGCUUAUGAUCCCAUGGGCGCUUUGGCUUGAUUAUUUUGAUUUCCAUUAUUUAUGUUUAUUUCAAAUAAAACUUGUUGAUGACAACUUUA
Messenger RNA from Halteromyces radiatus, 1538 nucleotides. Its product is annotated as peptidase C1B, bleomycin hydrolase. Gene Ontology annotation, cellular component: cytoplasm. The coding region runs from base 16 to 1479 and encodes 487 amino acids. Gene Ontology annotation, molecular function: cysteine-type aminopeptidase activity. The record is from RefSeq and is a predicted model, not a curated record. Lineage: Eukaryota; Fungi; Mucoromycota; Mucoromycetes; Mucorales; Cunninghamellaceae. Gene Ontology annotation, biological process: response to toxic substance; proteolysis; L-homocysteine catabolic process. The transcript has 5 exons.